This is a messenger RNA of Cryptomeria japonica (Japanese cedar), 411 nucleotides long. RefSeq names its product DNA-directed RNA polymerase subunit alpha-like. Gene Ontology annotation, molecular function: DNA-directed RNA polymerase activity; protein dimerization activity. The transcript has a single exon. Bases 1 to 411 code for a protein of 136 amino acids. Gene Ontology annotation, biological process: DNA-templated transcription. The record is from RefSeq and is a predicted model, not a curated record. Lineage: Eukaryota; Viridiplantae; Streptophyta; Pinopsida; Cupressales; Cupressaceae.
AUGAAUCAGAAUGAAAUAGCAGUCUCAAUGAAGAUACCAGAAUUGAAGUGUGUUGAAUCCAGAACAGAGAAUAAGCAUUUUCAUUAUAGUCGUUUCACUCUAUCUCCGCUUCACAAAGGUCAAGCUAAUACAAUAGGCAGCGCAAUAAGAAGAGUUUUACUUGGAGAAGUAGAAGGAACAUGUAUCACAUGUGCUAAAUUUCACAAUAUAUCAAACGAAUAUUCCGUAAUAAUAGGUAUUGAAGAAUCAAUACAUGAAAUUUUGAUGAAUCUGAAAGAAAUUGUACUUCGAAGUGAUGCAUACAGAAUUCGAGAAGGAUCUAUCCAUGUUGUUAGACCAAAAAAAGUAACCGCUCAAGAUAUCAUGUUACCACCUUCUGUGAGAAUAAUCGAUCUUCCUCCGAUGCCAUAG